This is a messenger RNA of Nicotiana tabacum (common tobacco), 501 nucleotides long. RefSeq names its product small ribosomal subunit protein uS12. NCBI's taxonomy places the organism in Eukaryota, Viridiplantae, Streptophyta, Magnoliopsida, Solanales, Solanaceae. Gene Ontology annotation, biological process: translation. Gene Ontology annotation, molecular function: structural constituent of ribosome. Gene Ontology annotation, cellular component: ribosome; small ribosomal subunit. The record is from RefSeq and is a predicted model, not a curated record.
AACUUCAAUAAAGGUUAGGGUUUUAUGAGCGGCUCUCUCUUCUCUUCUCAUCUGCAACCUCUCAAACCCUAGUCUGAAGUUUGAGCUUCUUUUCACUCAGCAAACAUGGGGAAGACACGAGGUAUGGGAGCUGGACGCAAGCUGAAGUCCCACCGUAGAAGACAAAGAUGGGCUGACAAGUCCUACAAGAAGUCCCAUCUUGGUAAUGAAUGGAAGAAGCCAUUUGCUGGCUCAUCCCACGCUAAAGGCAUUGUGCUUGAGAAGAUAGGUAUUGAGGCUAAGCAGCCCAACUCUGCUAUUCGUAAAUGUGCUAGGGUUCAAUUGAUCAAAAAUGGAAAGAAGAUUGCUGCAUUUGUUCCUAAUGAUGGUUGUUUGAACUACAUUGAAGAAAAUGAUGAGGUAUUGAUUGCUGGAUUUGGUCGAAAGGGUCAUGCCGUGGGAGAUAUUCCUGGUGUCAGGUUCAAGGUGGUGAAGGUAUCUGGUGUUUCUCUCUUGGCUCUC